Molecule: messenger RNA, 4173 nt
Organism: Macaca mulatta (Rhesus monkey)
Lineage: Eukaryota; Metazoa; Chordata; Mammalia; Primates; Cercopithecidae
Gene: VMP1
Product: vacuole membrane protein 1
Source: RefSeq, a predicted model, not a curated record
ACAAGUUCCGGAUCAAGAAUCGCAAAGCGAGCAGUCAUUCUUCCUCUUGCUACACCCACUGGGUCCGCACUAAGAGCCGAACUGAAAUCCCGCGAGGAUCAACCGAGCUCGACGAAAGCAGGGAGGAACGUUUCCCUUCUGGAGGCGGUCUCCGGGGGCAGAGGGACCGGACCGGAAGUGACGUGAGCGGGUUCCGGUUGGCCGGAGCCCAGCGGCGGGUGUGAGAGUCGGUCAGGAGCAGCUUCCAGGAUCCUGAGAUCCGGAGAAGCCGGGGUCGGAGCGGGUAGGUAAACUAACUCAGGGAAUUGGGGACCGAAGCCUGAGGCUGUCCUCAGAGCUUGGCGUCUUCCGGAACUCUCCUACUUAGGCAUUGCAGAUCUGGGGCACCGUGAUUCCGACUUCCAGCAGUGUUUUAGGACGCUGCUGACAGGAUGUCUCACCCUGGCGGUAGCCAGGUUAUUUGGGACACCCCCUCAUGGCUGGUCACCCGGACAUUGAACCCAGACACAGGACUCCCGGCUGUUCGUUCUCCUCUCCGCGGACUUGGAAGCCUUGCUAGGCUUCUUUAGAGAACAUCUUAGUCCCGGGAUGUCCAGGACCUUGGACUCCUCAAGAGUUACUGAUCUAUGAAAUGGCAGAGAAUGGAAAAAAUUGUGACCAGAGACGUGUAGCAAUGAACAAGGAACAACAUAAUGGAAAUUUCACAGACCCCUCUUCAGUGAACGAAAAGAAGAGGCGGGAGCGGGAAGAAAGGCAGAAUAUUGUCCUGUGGAGACAGCCACUGAUUACCUUGCAGUAUUUUUCUCUGGAAAUCCUUGUAAUCUUGAAGGAAUGGACCUCAAAAUUAUGGCAUCGUCAAAGCAUUGUGGUGUCUUUUUUACUGCUGCUUGCUGUGCUUAUAGCUACGUAUUAUGUUGAAGGAGCGCAUCAACAGUAUGUGCAACGUAUAGAGAAACAGUUUCUUUUGUAUGCCUACUGGAUAGGCUUAGGAAUUUUGUCUUCUGUUGGGCUUGGAACAGGGCUGCACACCUUUCUGCUUUACCUGGGUCCACAUAUAGCCUCAGUUACAUUAGCUGCUUAUGAAUGCAAUUCAGUUAAUUUUCCUGAACCACCCUAUCCUGAUCAGAUUAUUUGUCCAGAUGAAGAGGGCACUGAAGGAACCAUUUCUUUGUGGAGUAUCAUCUCAAAAGUUAGGAUUGAAGCCUGCAUGUGGGGUAUCGGUACAGCAAUUGGAGAGCUGCCUCCAUAUUUCAUGGCCAGAGCAGCUCGCCUCUCAGGUGCUGAACCAGAUGAUGAAGAGUAUCAGGAAUUUGAAGAGAUGCUGGAACAUGCAGAGUCUGCACAAGACUUUGCCUCCCGGGCCAAACUGGCAGUUCAGAACCUAGUACAGAAAGUUGGAUUUUUUGGAAUUUUGGCCUGUGCUUCAAUUCCAAAUCCUCUAUUUGAUCUGGCUGGAAUAACGUGUGGACACUUUCUGGUACCUUUUUGGACCUUCUUUGGUGCAACCCUAAUUGGAAAAGCAAUAAUAAAAAUGCAUAUCCAGAAAAUUUUUGUUAUAAUAACAUUCAGCAAGCACAUAGUGGAGCAAAUGGUGGCUUUCAUUGGUGCUGUCCCCGGCAUAGGUCCAUCUCUGCAGAAGCCAUUUCAGGAGUACCUGGAGGCUCAACGGCAGAAGCUUCACCACAGAAGCGAAAUGGGCACACCACAGGGAGAAAACUGGUUGUCCUGGAUGUUUGAAAAGUUGGUCGUUGUGAUGGUGUGUUACUUCAUCCUAUCUAUCAUUAACUCCAUGGCACAAAGUUAUGCCAAACGAAUCCAGCAGCGGUUGAACUCAGAGGAGAAAACUAAAUAAGCAGAGAAAGUUUCAAACUGCAGAAAUUGGAGUGGAUGGGUUCUGCCUUCAAUUGGGAGGACUCCAAGCCAGGAAGGAAAAUUCCCUUUUCCAACCUGUAUCAAUUUUUACAACUUUUUUCCUGAAAGCAGUUCAGUCCAUACUUUGCACUGACAUACUUUUUCCUUCUGUGCUAAGGUAAGGUAUCCACCCUCAAUCCAAUCCACCUUGUGUGUUCUUAGGGUGGAAUGUGAUGUUCAGCAGCAAACUUGCAACAGACUGGCCUUCUGUUUGUUACUUUCAAAAGGCCCACAUGAUACAAUUAGAGAAUUCCCACCACACAAAAAAAGUUCCUAAGUAUGUUAAAUAUGUCAAGCUUUUUAGGCUUGUCACAAAUGAUUGCUUUGUUUUCCUAAGUCAUCAAAAUGUAUAUAAAUUAUCUAGAUUGGAUAACAGUCUUGCAUGUUUAUCAUGUUACAAUUUAAUAUUCCAUCCUGCCCAACCUUCCUCUCCCACCCUCAAAAAAGGGCCAUUUUAUGAUGCAUUGCACACCCUCUGGGGAAAUUGAUCUUUAAAUUUUGAGACAGUAUAAGGAAAAUCUGGUUGGUGUCUUACAAGUGAGCUGACACCAUUUUUUAUUCUGUAUAUUUAGAAUGAAGUCUUGGAAAAAACUUUAUAAAGACAUCUUUGAUCAUUCCAAAAUUGUGUCCGUUUUCUUGAGCGUUUUGAUUUUUUACUUUUAGCUUAUACCAGCUGAAUGGCAGCCUUGCCUAAUCCACCUACAACAAGAUUUCUUAAGCCUUCUUUUAUUUGCAUGAGAGAGCCACUACCAAGGCAUGUUUUGUUAUGCUGAGACUGGGCUGCUGCAUACUGCUAAAUGGUACCUCUGGGAUUGGCCUACCUGGGAAUUUCUUGGUUUGUGAAAAUAGGAGAGGAGAGAUAUUUCAUACAAGUGAAAGGAUACUGGAGAGAGAAAUUACCCAUUUCUAAAAAGAACCACACUCUGUCGUAUCUGUGUUAAUGUUUUCUAGCCUGUACUCUGGUUUCAACAGACACAAAUUUAUAUGUAACCUAGUUUUCUUGCCUUUCUGUAAGUGUUUUAUUCUUAAUGUUAUUUUUUUCCAUUGGGACGUUUUUGAUUGAACUUGUUCAUUUUGUUUUGCUUGGGAGGAAAAUAAGCAAUUUUACUUUUUCCUUUAGGAGCAUUAUGAGCAUUAUGUCAGAAUAGAAUAGAAUUGGGGUUCGAUCUCAACAGGCCGGAAAUGCCUGGGUUUUUUUGUUUUUGUUUUUGUUUUUUAUCAAAUCCUGCCUGAAUGUCUGCUUGUUUUGCCUACCAUCGUGACAUCUCCAUGGCUGUACCACCUUGUCGGGUAGCUUAUCAGACUGAUGUUGACUGUUGAAUCUCAUGGCAACACCAGUCGAUGGGCUGUCUGACAUUUUGGUAUCUUUCAUCUGACCAUCCAUAUCCAAUGUUCUCAUUUAAACAUUACCCAGCAUCAUUGUAUAUAAUCAGAAACUCUGGUCCUUCUGUCUGGUGGCACUUUGAGUCUUUUGUGCCAUAAUGCAGCAGUGUGGAGGGAGGAUUUUAUGGGGAAAUGGGGAUAGUUUUCAUGACCACAAAUAAAUAAAUAAGGAAAAGUAAGCUGCAUUGUGGGUUUUGAAAAGGUUAUUAUACUUCUUAACAAUUUUUUUUUCAGGGACUUUUGUAGCAGUAUGACUGUUACUUGACCUUCUUCGAAAAGAAUUCCCAAAACGCUUUAUUUUAGAUAGAUUAACAUUAACCAACAUAUUUUUUUUUAGAUCAAGUCAGAAUAAAUUUCUAAGUCGGCCUCUAGUCAUGUUUCAUCUCUUUCACCUGCAUUUUAUUUGGUGUUUGUCUGAAAGGAAAGAGGAAAGCAAAUACGAAUUGUACUAUUUGUACCAAAUCUUUGGGAUUCGUUGGCAAAUAAUUUCAGUAUGGUGUAUUAUUAAAUAGAAAAAAAAAUGUGUUCCCUAGGUUGAAGGUGUAAUUGAUACGUUUGACUUAUGAUGACCGUUUAUGCACUCUUUCAAAUGAAUUUGCUUUCAAAAUAAAUGAAAAACAGCUCUCCUUCUUUCCUCUUUUAAGUGUUCAGCUGUGGCAUGCCCAAAGGUUCCUGCUGGAUUCCAGCUGGGGCGGUGUGAUACCCUUCUUUUUCAGCUGUUCGUGCCUUCCUUUUUCGUUUUUCGUAUCCACCAAAGUGGAGACAACUACAUGAUCCCAAAGAUACACAGUACCUACUUAAUUCCAGCUGAUGAGACACCAGAGCAUUUGCAAGUGGAUGGUUUGGUAUCACCGUAAAUAAAAAGAGGGCCUGGGAAUU